Knipowitschia caucasica is the source of this 2310-nucleotide messenger RNA. The record is from the annotation of a GenBank genome assembly. Lineage: Eukaryota; Metazoa; Chordata; Actinopteri; Gobiiformes; Gobiidae.
AUGGAUACAUUUUGGCUUUCAAACAAGCGAGAGCCUGGAGAGAGUCCUUCAAAGCCACUGACACAGGAGAGAGAUAUGACUCUGUCCUCCCAUCACUCAGGCCCCUCUUACCCUGUGACUCUCUCUGCUCUCUCUGCUCUCUCUGCUCCGCCAGACGACCUGUGGCAUCUACCUGGACGGCUGCGUAUAAACCCCUCACUCUGGGACAAGGAGGAUGUUGUCUUGUGGCUGCUCUGGGCUCAGAAGGAGUACUCUCUGCGUCCUCCUGAUAAAGCACAUUUUGAAAUGAACGGACGUGCUCUGUGUCUCUUGACUAAAGAAGACUUUAGGAGACGCUGCCCAAGUUCAGGAGAUGUGUUGUAUGAGAUUCUGCAGUGUGUAAAACAGCACAGAAGAAAAACUUUUGAAUCUCCACAAUUGCCUCAAAACUUAAGAACACACCCCCACUCUCCAGCUGCAGUGCUUGUACCUGUUCCCAGACCCACCACCACUGCAUUACCACACUGCAGCCUACAAGACCCUUCCGUAAUUGUGUAUCAGCCACACACUAAACAUAAUCAAAACAAUAAAGGAACAAGAAGAAUAAAGCAAUGUACUCAGAACAACUAUGACCCAGAGCCUCUGAACCUAUCAAGUCAGAAGAGACCGCGAAGUCCAAGUCAAGUAGCUAUUGGCCACAUCCCAGAGUGCCGGCUGCUUUGGGACUAUAUCUAUCACUUGUUGUGUGACGAACAAUAUCAGGAGUACAUCCGAUGGGAGGACCCCAACAGACUGGUGUUCAGGGUGGUGGACCCCAAUGGACUGGCACGACUCUGGGGAAACCAUAAGAAUCGAGACAACAUGACAUAUGAAAAAAUGUCCCGUGCUUUGAGACACUACUACAAACUCAACAUUAUAAAGAAAGAGCGGGGCCAAAAACUCCUGUUCAGAUUCCUAAAGACACCCCAAGAUAUUAAAAAACAAAUUGUCCAAGAGGAUUCAACUGAAUCCAGUCCAGAUCACGACAGCCCUGCACAAGAGGAGCAUCACUUUGCCCUGUCUCCUGAGUCUUCACCUGCACACACUUCUCCAUUAGGAGUCGCUCAAUGCUUGUCAAACUAUGCACCCUGGAUUUUGGAAAGUGCUCCCUGUGUCUUUGGUGCCUCUGCCGGGUCACUGGUGGCGACUGCUGUUGUGUGUGGGAUCGAUUAUGUUUCCAUUCGAGAUGAGAUGUUGCACUUUGCCAAACAAGUGAAGACAUUCACACUUGGGCCUUUGAACCCGUCCAUAAAUGUGUUGCAUUGGUUGGAACAUAUUCUGCAGAAGUACGUGCCUAAAGAUGCCCACACACUGGCCUCUGGACGCCUGGCGGUGGCCGUGACCCGGCUGCAGGACGGGAAGCACAUGGUCAUAACUGAAUAUCACUCAAAAGAGGAUGUUGUGCAGGCUCUGCUGUGUAGCUGUUAUGUCCCUGGUUAUUGUGGCAUGAUACCUCCCUGUUUCAAAGGCUCCUACUACAUAGAUGGAGGCUUUACUGGGAUGCAGCCUGUCCACCCUCAGUGUCCCACUCUGACUGUGUCUCCAUUCUCUGGGGACGGGGACAUCUGUCCUGCUGACGCCCCCUGUCUGUGGGAGAUGGAAGUGAGCGGGGCAACACUGAUGGCUAAUGGUGCUAACUACAAUAGAGUCAUCAAUGCCCUUUAUCCUUCGGCUCUGGAGUAUUUAGAGGACGCCUUUGACCGAGGCUUCAAAGAUGCCACUAGUUUCCUUUUGAGAAGUGAGUUUGGUCCAUCUUUGAUAUUGGAUAGUUACACUCAUGAGAAGACAUGUGGCCAGAAGAAGCCAAGAGAAAACCUGACCUCCUUUAAUGCCAUCACACAAACUAAAGGUUCAAAAGAAGAUUCGAUUCGGAAACAGAUUGUCAUGCAUUUGGACUUCAUAGAAAAUGUCCUUUUGAGUAAUUUCAUGACGGACAAGAACAUGGUCGGAGUAACUGGAAAGUUAUUCUCCUACCUGCUCCUACCUCUUCUCUUGGUGCUCUUCACUGUAAGGCAGAGCUGGCAUAGAUUGCAGUUUUGGUUGAGGAAAUCGCCUCAGUGGAUAUUUUGGACAUGGGCAGGACUCAGACAGUUGACCUUUUUCCUUUACCUUAUCUGCAUGAGUACCAUCAGGAAAAACAUCUACGACAGAGUGCAAAACCUCAAUCUGAUGUUAAUGUGGAUCAACUUUCGUGUAGAAGUUGACAAACCUCUAAGAAAGCAGGAAGACCUUGGAGCUACCGCCAGUGCCAGACCAAACAUGACCCAUAAUCAGCACAAAAAGAUAAAUUAA